AAGUUCAAUAAAAGGAAUUCUCAAGCACCAAGCGAACAAACCCACUCUCUAAAAAUGGGCUGUUGUGGCGAAGAAAACGAUGAUGACGAUCCACAACUCCUCCAAAACCAAAACGGACAUAUCUCAUCAUCCUCCUCCGCAAUCUCCACUGACCCAUCAACCGUAAUCUCCCCAAUGAACUCCCACUUCGGGGCUCUGGCCUGCCGCGAUACGCUGCGUUUAAUCCUGCAGAAACUCACCGUCCUGGACUUGGCACGCGCCAGCUGCGUGUGCAGGGUAUGGUACUCGGUUGCCUCAGAUAACAACAUGUUGGUGUUGGCUUUCAUGGAGCCUUGGAAACUAAAACAAAUUGUGGGAAAGCCCGUGAACGCCUGCUUUUGGAGAGAUAACGGGAUUGGGAAGUUCGCAAUUUCCCACCGUAUAGCGCGUGGGGACACCGUCGCUAGCCUUGCUGUUAAGUACUCCGUUCAGGUUAUGGACAUUAAACGGCUAAAUAACAUGAUGAGUGAUCAUGGGAUAUAUUCAAGGGAGAGGUUAUUAAUCCCUGUAAGCAAUCCAGACAUUCUUGUAGAUGGAACAUGCUACAUAGAGUUGGAUUCAUAUGCAAAAAGGGAAGUAGCAGUGCUAUAUCUAGAUGGUGAGCCUGACAGAAAGCCAAAUUGUUUGUUGAAAAGGGUGACUUCUGAACAGGGCAAGAGAAGGAUAAUCGACUCUUUGAGGAGAAGCAUGCAAGUUGACGAUGGAACUGCUCUAUAUUACUUGUCUAUUUCCAAUGGUGAUCCCCGGGCUGCACUGUCAGAGUUUUCUGCAGAUCUUGGAUGGGAAAGGCAGGCUGGCUUGGCUUAAUUCAAGAAAAUCAAACAAGUGCAUUCAGAAUUGAAUUUCUUUCACGCUUUUUUGUGUUAAAAUAUUCCUUCCUGAAAAUCUGUUCUGGGAAAAUACAUCGAUCAUCUGUAUAUUUCUUGUUUUGAACUGAUGCAAGCUCCCAAUUCGUGGACUACUACCACUGCUUCUGCUUCUCUGUUAUUUCUAUUGUUGCUGUAAAGCUUCUAUGUAAUCAGAUCGUUAACAUAAUUGUAAGAAGCAAAUAUGUAUUCAAAGAUCAAA
Pistacia vera is the source of this 1107-nucleotide messenger RNA. RefSeq names its product F-box protein At1g55000. Lineage: Eukaryota; Viridiplantae; Streptophyta; Magnoliopsida; Sapindales; Anacardiaceae. Gene Ontology annotation, molecular function: protein binding. The record is from RefSeq and is a predicted model, not a curated record. Bases 55 to 846 code for a protein of 263 amino acids. The transcript has 2 exons.